GGCUCUUUUCCACAACUUGUUCCACUUUCAAGUUGCACCUCACCGUCACGCCGACGGGUCUUUUUCGACGAACAUUUCGGCCUGGAUAGGCCCAUGUAGAUAUUUCGAUUUUGCAAUUAUAUCCUUUCGACAAUGUGUUCUAUCAGCCUACUUUUGUUUGCUCUUGCCUUUACAUGGACCCUCGUCUCUGCCGCUCCUUAUCCCAUCCUACCCUCGCUCACUUCCUUUUCAAAAGUCGCAAAGCAGAGCAUAUCUGACAGAAUCGAAACAAUAAACUUUAGAGUCCCGUGUACUCGCUGCCCUUCGCUAUUCCAAGAUGACGUGGCCCUGGACUUUGAGCUUCAAUACCCUCGUCUAUCCUCUUCGACAAACCUUUGUGAUGUUCCAUUCGCGCUGAACGGACAGCCUGUCACUGUCGACCAGAGGAACUUGGGUCAGGUAUCAACUUUCCACCUACCUGCUGGCAACGCACACGACAAGUGGGAGGUAGAUAUCGUCGUCCAAGGUCUUUGUGAUUCAACCAAGGGGGAUUCCUUCACUGCCCAACGCGCCUUCUUCUUCAACGUCACUAGUGUCGCUCAACAACCUCUCGACACUCCCGACUCCGUCACACUCGUUGUUGGCAAAUCUGAGGCAGCUCAACUACUUAUCGACUCCGAGAUCACCGAACAAGCCGACUGUGCUGCUGAUCUCAAGAGUGUCAUCAACGAGACAUCUUCAAUUUUCACCGAACUCGAGGCUAUCCCCACCGACAAUGAUAUCAAGUCGAAAUCGGAUAUUGAUCUUGUGGAACAUAUCCUUCGCCGACGUCUCUACGAUCAGGCGACAAGGCUUCAAAAGCUGAACCAGGACUGCCGCAAGAACACCGUUGAGAAUCUUGCUGACUGCCACCACGACCUUUCUUGCAUGGCUAGAGUGAUGUGUCAACGCAUCCACGACACUACUUUGACAAAGAUCAAGGAGAUCCAAGCAUCACUAGAAGGCUCUGUCAUGAUUAGCAAUGGCCGAAACAUGGUUCAACAGGCAAUGCCAAUUGUCGAUGAUGGCAGUGACUCGGACUGGGAUGCGACCUCUGUGGAUGGUCUUCUCGCUGGAAUUAACCAGGCAAAGGAUCAGAAGAACGACAAGAACGAUCACGACUCGCAACAUCCAGUAGUACUGGCUCUGGAGAUCCUCGCAGCAGCAUUAGGUCUCACUGCUCUAUGCGCGUUCCUUCGCCGCCGUUUCUGCUCCCUCCGCUGUCGCGUUGAACGCCUGGCUGACAAGGAAGAGCGCCGACGUGCUCGCCAUUUCCGUCGUCUCGCCAGAAAGGAGGCUCUCCGCAAGAAGUGGGUUUCCUUCAAACAAGUCUUCAAGCGCUCGCCUCGAAACGGCGAUUACGAAGAGAAGCGCGCCCUCGUCAUUGAAGCCGCCGGAGGUGUAAUCGAUGACUACGCCGAAGAAGCAUAUAACAACAGCAACGACCCGGAAAUGGGUAAUGCCCUAGGUGGUCUUCGCAGCGCUCAUGACUUCGUGGCUGGUCUCGUCAGAGUACGAAAGAACUCCAACGCUGGUUCAGGAACCACAACUCUACCCGAAUAUUCAUCAGAGAAAUUACCCGACUACACAUCCACACCUGAAGACUGCAGUUACGCGCCUUCAGUCGCUAGCAGAGAGUCGAUGAAUACUCGUAUGACACCUGACAGCAGUAUUAUCGUGACACCCAGAUGCAGUCGCGAGACCCUCCGCACUGGAACCGAUUUCAGCAAUGAAUAAGCCUCUUGCACUGAACUACUUUCUUCUUCUUUUCUUUGUAAUUUUAUGGGUGGGGAUCACACACCGACAGACACGGGUUUUCCGGGAGGUGGGAGGAGGGAGGAGUUUUGUUUCUUGCUGGACAAGGAGUUCGACUCAUUCGGUGGGAUGGAUUUUGGGAAGGGAGGAUGUGAUGGUACAUAUAAUGGUUUGGGAGGAAGGAGAGCCGCUAGAUUUGCAGGCUAGGAAGGAUAUACAGAUGAAGACAUCUGAACAAUGACAACUUGAAUCAUCAUAUUUUUUAC
Molecule: messenger RNA, 2039 nt
Organism: Aureobasidium pullulans EXF-150
Lineage: Eukaryota; Fungi; Ascomycota; Dothideomycetes; Dothideales; Saccotheciaceae
Exons: 3
Coding region: 133-1755 (540 amino acids)
Source: RefSeq, a predicted model, not a curated record